Zootoca vivipara (common lizard) is the source of this 13025-nucleotide messenger RNA. It is a transcript of the gene DAAM2, whose product is annotated as dishevelled associated activator of morphogenesis 2. The record is from RefSeq and is a predicted model, not a curated record. Lineage: Eukaryota; Metazoa; Chordata; Lepidosauria; Squamata; Lacertidae. Gene Ontology annotation, biological process: actin cytoskeleton organization; negative regulation of oligodendrocyte differentiation; regulation of non-canonical Wnt signaling pathway. Gene Ontology annotation, molecular function: actin binding; small GTPase binding.
AUGGGGGGAUUAAAUGAGAAGAGCUUCUUGGAGGGUCUUUGCCCCCAUCCUCUUUUCUACGGCUUUGUUUGCCACCUAGCCUGCUGAAGAGUUCUGCAGAACUUGAAAGCUUGCAAGAGCCCUGCUGGAUCAGGUCAAUGGCCCACUUAGUCGAACAUCCUGUUCUCACUGUGGUCACCCAGAUGCUUAUGGGAAACCUGCAAGAGGAACCUGAGUGUGGUCGCAAGCUCCCCAUUUGUGAUUUCCGGCAAUUGGCAUUCACAGGAAACCUGCCUUUGAGGGCUGAGGUGUAGAACACUGGGAUUGACCUAAUAAUGGUAUUAUUUGGAGGAAAAAAUAAAUCUCCUUCCCUCCUGGUUCCCACAAUUAGGGUUUCACCCUCCUCCACACCUUGUCUUCCAUUGGGCCUGUAUAAAUGCUUUUUAUAGUGGGGAAAAAUAAUUUUAAAAAGAACCACGUUACAAACGUGUAAUUUAUUUGCCUACAUUCCCGGGUGCCCUAGAUGACACACAAAGGGGGUAUGUAUGGCCCCAAAGGACAACGGUUCCUCCAUCCUCAUCAACUCUUACUUUUGAGAUGGUUCCUUUCAGUCUUCCACUUACUUCGGUUCCCACUGCCAACUUCAGAAAUGUUGGAGAGUUGAGAGAAGAAACUCGCUAAAUGAAAACAGAUCUACUGGAAAUGAACACAACAAACUGAUUGGGAAAGAGGAAGCAGGACUGAGCCAGGAUUGGAAGUGGAAUUCCUCGCUGAAUCCAGAUUUUCAGCAACGUUGUGCAGUGAUAUCUUUCCUUCUUCUGCAAUGUUCUGUGGUGUUGGAGGAUUCUAGAAUAUGGAACAUCAUAUAAAACAAAAUGGGGAGGGGAGGCGGAUGUCUGGUGUUUCUAAGUGGAGAACAAAGAAAGCAAAGAAACUGAUCAGGUGUGAUCAAGAGGCGGGAGCAAGCUAAGGACUUUAGAAAAGGGACAUGAUGUGCCUCCACCCGUCUCCGCAUAGGUGGUAGGGUUGGGUUUGAAUGUGAUUCAGAUCCCUGCUCAGCCACGAAGCUCACUGGGUGGCCCUGGCAAAUUGUAACCCUGCAGCACUAUUAUGAGGAUACGAUUUGAGUUACUGUAAGCUGCUUUGGGCACUUGCUGGUAACACUGGCUAUCAGCUGAAUCAGUUGAAGGAUCCCAGAAAUCUGAGCACAAAAGUUGGCUCCAGAUUCUCUGAGUGCCUUACGUCAGUUCAAGUCCACCAUCUUUGAAAUCGUUUGCUCUUUGGAUUGAAAUUUGCAACUGCAGCUCAUAACGGGGCAUUGUAAUGGAGCUUUCCCUCAAGAAAAAAAACAACACAUUUUAUUUUGAAACACAUUGCUCUAAUUAUGCAUACUUCGGUGCUAUCUGGUCAGAUUUUUUAAAUAGAUUUUUAAAGGCAUAAUGGUAUAUUUUCAGCUCUUGACGAAGCAUUUCUCAGUCAUCCUGCCAGCACCUCCUGGACAAUAGGGGAUUAUUAUUGUCCCCAUUUUGCAGAAGAGGAAACUGAGGCCAACAAUAGUGACUCAACAGAUUCACCAGGUGAACCAAUGGCCGAUGUGGGACGUGAUCCCAGGUCCACAGUGAACGUGCUCUGUACCAGCUGACAGUGUUUGCCAGGUGUAACUCUCGAGUCAAAUUUCUUUGACAUCAGAAGUCACCCCAUCACUUCAGCGCAGGGAUGCAGCCGCAGUGUGUCAGAUCUAAGAGGCACUUAUGCCUUGUAAUAACAAUGUGUUGGCUAUUGCUCACAGUUCAGUUCCCCGAACCAUACAACAUGGUGCUUAAGCCCUUUGUCAGAGGGAGCAGGCAGCCUGCCACAGAAACUCCCAUCUACAAUAGUUACCUUUGUCCUCAGUUUAACAAUACUCAGAUUCCUUUGUUUUGACAACUGAUCUAACAAACGAUUUAGACCAAAGGCUGAUACAGAAGCUUUUUCAGAAUACUUGGUGCAGAAAACAAUUCCCUUUUAUGGGAAUAAUCUCGCUUUUGGAAAUGUCCUGCUCUUGGGGUUUUUGCACCCCUAUUCUUCAAGCCAGAUACAUUUAUAUCCACCAGGUUCUUUGUGUGACCAUUGCACUUCAAGGCGCACGAGGGGAUCGUUUCACUUCAAAGCAUGAGUGAAUAUUUCUCUUUCUGAAUCACGAAACCUGGCUUCCAAAGGAAUCUUUGUAAUGUUUUAAAAACUUGGUAUUCUUUUGUACUGCAAAGGAACAGAACUAUCACUAAAUUAUCUAAGAGACGAUCAUAAAAUGCACAUUUCCUUAUCAUCAAGCUACACGUACAGUACAAUGUGGGAAGUACAUUGUGGGUUGUUGUUUAUUUUAAAAUAAAAGAUCAUUCCUUAAUUCUCCUAAUGCCCAGUGCUUUAGAUAUACAUAAGUGCUUAUUUCCAUGCACUGUCCUGAAACACUGAGUACAGUUAAGUAUUUCCAAAUCUGGACUUUAAUAACUGCGGCUUUUUUUGGUCUGUAGCUAAGGUCACAGCCGCACCAUACAUUAAAAAAAAAUCCUGGGAGCUUUAGUUUAGCCCUCAGAGAACUAUACUUCCCAGAACCAUUAACAAACUUCCCUGAUUCUUUGUCAGGGAAGCCAUGUGCUUUAAAUGCAUGGCAUGGAUAUGAUCUAAGUUUCUACGUGUACCCAAUAUUGUCCUGAUCAACCUUCAAGAGACAAUCAAAGUCCUACUCUUCCCAUUCCAAAUGGCAGCUGCCAAGCUCUGUUGCCACAGAAGCCUUCCUCCCCAUCUCUCUCCUGCCUCUAACACUAACAAAUGUUGUGUCAAAUGUUUUAUAUAUUUAUUUUUGUAAACUGCUUAGAGGGUCUAUUUACAAGCAAGGGGCAUAUCCAUUUUGUAGAAAUAAAAUCAUUGUAGACAUGUCCUGGGAGCACCAGAAUCAACACCAAGUUACCAUGGUUGUUCAGAAGACUAGUAGAGUAGAGAAAACAGUGCUGCAUUGUGAUUGGCCAGCAUUGCCACUUAUUUGGCCAAUAUGUACCUUUCCUGUGGUUAGCUGAGCAUCUUUCUAGACCAGUGCCAGUCUGCCAUCUGUUUCAUUUUGGUCUAGGGAGGCAAUUUCUGCUGUUGGAUGGGAAACUCUCUUUUUUCAAGAGCCAACAGAAUAUUGCCUGGUGGGUAGCAAGAUGAUAUUUUCUCCUGUUUCUUCUGGGUGAGAGAGACUGAGAAUGGCAUCUUCCCCACAGCAGGAAGAGCAGGAUUCCCAUCCUUGCAGCCACUUGCCUUCUGGUGUUGCAGAAAGUGAGAAGGAAAUUAUUUGGUCUCCUCUAGACUGUCGGUAUUCUGCAAGAAGGAUUCAAUCACAUGCCGGAAAUUAAAUCGCUCUGUAGAAACAAACCCACUUAAAAGCAAAGCAAGGUUGUUGGUUGUUUUUAAUUUUGUUUUUUUGCAACUAGGAAAGUGCUGGGGAAAUGCACUAAAAAGUGGAGAAUAGAUGAUUGAUUGAUUGAUUGAUUGAUUGAUGGGGAGAUGUGUAAACUCUGUGCAAGCAAAUUGGGAUGAAUGCUCGUUGUCAUAUUACCUCCCUACAAGCAAAUCAGGAUGCACCCUAUAUCUUUAAAGCACAUUCAAAACACUUUCUUUUUCUCAAAGAAUUAUGGGCACUGUAGUUUGCUUCUCACCUGCCCACACUUGAUGUCAUCUAUGUUGUCAGCUGUGGGGCAGUUAAAGGUUCCUGCUAUUCUCCUUCCUCAGUGCUUCCUAAACCUAUCAGUUGACCUAUUGGUCUUUGGACACUUUAUACAACAUUCUGAUUGGCUGCACAAAGUUUGUGGGGAGUUCAUUCAACGCUAUUUAUCAAACAACCAUUUGGAUUUGUUUUCUUGGGUCAGAGCCAUUGAACUCCCACACUACCCAGCUCCUUUCCGCAUCACUUUCCUUACUGCGAAAAGAUCUCGCCCACUCCCGACUUAGCUUUGUUGCACAAAAGUGCCAAGUCCAUUCUGAGUGCCCCACCUGCGCUGACCUCUGUAUCCUACCAGCAGAAGAGCUGCAGAUCGGGACGGGAGCACGCCCUGCGGGAGGGCGUCCCUCAGAUUAAGCACGCGCCGCCGCGUGAAGACAGGGCUUCCUUCCCGCGGGAGAGCCCGGGCGCUUCUUCCUCUGCGCGCCCCGUCGGGGCUGUGGCCCCUUUAAGAGCGCGUAGCGCAGGAGCGCCUAGCCGAGCUUGCGGCGCUCGUAAAGCGGCCGCUGGCUGGACGAGGAAGCGGCGCCUGCUCUUUAGGCGAACGAGAAGACGCCGCUGCAGCGCUAGCAGCAGCCCGCAGGCUCCGCCGCCCCUUUCCCUUGCCUGGUGCACUUGGGCGUCCAGGGAGCUUGGCUGGCGGACACGGGAUGGCCGCGCCGGAGCCCUGAGCUCAGCCGUUUGCGGUGAAAGCCAAGUCAGGAGAUGAGAAAAAGCGCUGCUUGAGCUUUUGGAUCAUGAUUGUUAGAUAGCACCCCACAUCACGAUGACCAUGGCUCCCCGAAAAAGGAAUCGUCAUGCUUUGGGGUUCCUUUGCUGCUUUGGGGGCAGUGACUUGCCUGAGAUCAACCUCAAGGACAAUAACCCCCUGCAAUUCUUGGAGUUCUCUGUGCCAAUCCCACCAGCGGAGGAGCUCAAUGCAAGGUUCUCUGAGCUUGUGGAUGAAUUGGAUCUCACCGAUAAGAACAGAGAGGCAAUGUUUGCACUCCCACCAGAGAAGAAAUGGCAGAUUUACUGCAGCAAGAAGAAGGAGCAAGAAGACCCUAAUAAGCUUGCUACAAGUUGGCCGGACUAUUACAUUGACCGCAUCAACUCCAUGGCUGCAAUGCAGACCUUGUAUGCAUUUGAUGAAGAAGAAACGGAAAUGAGGAAUAAAAUAGUUGAAGACUUGAAGACAGCUCUGAGGACUCAGCCCAUGAGGUUUGUGACGAGAUUUAUUGAGUUGGAUGGCCUGACCUGCUUGCUGAACUUCCUGAAGAGCAUGGACUAUGAGACAUCCGAGAGCCGCAUACACACAUCCGUUAUAGGGUGUAUCAAGGCUCUGAUGAACAACUCCCAGGGACGGGCACAUGUCCUGGCCCAUCCAGAAAGCAUCAAUAUAAUCUCUCAGAGUUUACGGACUGAGAACAUAAAAACCAAGAUUGCUGUGCUGGAGAUCCUCGGGGCAGUUUGCCUAGUGCCUGGAGGUCACAAGAAGGUUCUACAGGCCAUGCUUCACUACCAGGUUUAUGCAGCAGAGAGGACAAGAUUCCAGUCAUUACUCAAUGAGCUCGACCGGAGCCUGGGGCGAUAUCGAGAUGAAGUGAAUCUCAAAACUGCCAUCAUGUCCUUUAUUAAUGCUGUUUUGAAUGCAGGUACUGGUGAGGACAAUUUGGAAUUUCGAUUGCACCUUCGAUAUGAGUUUUUAAUGCUGGGCAUUCAACCUGUUAUUGACAAGCUCAGAGGACAUGAAAAUGCAACGCUGGAUAGGCACUUGGAUUUCUUUGAGAUGGUAAGAAAUGAAGAUGACUUGGAACUUGCAAAGAGGUUUGAAGUGGCACAUAUUGACACAAAGAGCGCCUCGCAGAUGUUUGAGAUGAUCAAGAAGAGGUUGAAGCACACAGAUGCGUAUCCAUAUUUACUAUCUGUACUCCAGCACUGCUUGCAAAUGCCUUAUAAACGAAAUGGGGGGACAUUUCAACAAUGGCAGCUGUUAGACAGGAUACUGCAGCAAAUUGUUCUUCAGGAUGAGCGAGGGGAUGAUCCUGAUAUAGCUCCUUUGGAGAACUUCAAUGUCAAGAACAUCAUUAAAAUGUUGGUAAAUGAGAAUGAAGUGAAACAGUGGAGAGAUCAGGCGGAGAAAUUCCGAAAAGAGCAUGCUGAGCUGAUGAGUAGGCUAGAGAAGAAAGAAAGGGAAUGUGAGAUAAAGACCCAGGAGAAAGAUGAAAUGAUGAAGACGCUGAAUAAAAUGAAGGACAAACUGCAAAAGGAAUCUCUGGAGCUACGUCAAACCCGGGACCAAAUGACCGACCUUGUAACACAACUCAAUGAGUUCUCGCAAGGGGGCAGCAUUUCCUUCCCUCCCCCUCCUCAGCUACCUCCUGGUGGCCCGUUUGCCUCUUCUCUACAAGCUCCGGAGGUUUUGCCGCCACCUCCGCCGCCACUUCCGUUCUCCAGCUGCCCCCCUCCGCCCGCUCCUCCUCCUCCCCCAGGAGGACCUCCUCCACCUCCCGGAGCACCACCUUUCUUUAACAUGGGCAUGCCUCCCCUUUCCUCCACCACCACCUUCAGUGGCACUGGGCCCAGUCUGAAGAAGAAAUCAACCCCACAGCCGUCUCAUCCACUGAAGUCCUUCAACUGGGCCAAGCUGAGUGAGGAGAAGAUACAUGGCACAAUCUGGCAUGAAAUUGAUGAUUUAAGGGCUUUCAAGAUGCUGGACUUGGAGGAUUUUGAAAAAAUGUUCUCCGCUUAUCAGAGACACCAGGACCUGCUAACUAACCCUCCUUCUUCCUGUAAGCAGAAGGAAAUGGGAUCAACCGAAGAUUUGUACCUGUCCACCCGAAAGGUCAAAGAGCUUUCUGUGAUCGAUGGCCGGAGAGCACAGAACUGUGUCAUCCUCCUUUCCAAGUUGAAGCUGUCCAAUGAGGAAAUCCGACAAGCAAUCUUGAAGAUGGAUGAAGAAGAAGAUCUUGCUAAAGAUAUGCUGGAACAGCUCCUGAAGUUUGUCCCAGAGAAGAGUGAUAUUGAUCUGCUGGAGGAACACAAGCAUGAAAUUGACCGCAUGGCUCGGGCAGACCGUUUUCUUUAUGAAAUGAGCAGGAUCGACCACUACCAGCAGCGGCUUCAAGCAUUAUUCUUUAAGAAGAAGUUCCCAGAGAGGCUUGCAGAAGCGAAACCCAAAGUAGAAGCUCUUCUCCUGGCUUCCAAGGAGCUCACACGUAGUAAGCAGCUGAAGCAGCUCCUGGAAGUCGUUUUAGCCUUUGGCAACUACAUGAACAAGGGCCAAAGAGGAAACGCCUAUGGCUUUAAGGUCUCCAGCCUCAAUAAAAUAGCAGACACCAAAUCUAGCAUAGAUAAGAACAUUACGUUGUUACACUACCUGAUUAUGAUCUUUGAAAAGAACUACCUAGAUAUUCUAGACAUGCAGUCUGAACUACAGCAUCUUCCAGAAGCAGCAAAAGUCAACCUGGUGGAGCUGGAGAAGGAAGUGAACAACAUAAAGACCGGAUUGAAAGCUGUUGAAGCUGAGCUGGACUACCAGAAGAGACGUAUGCGGGAAGCUGGUGAUAGAUUUGUCCCUGUCAUGGGCGACUUCAUCACUGUAGCCAGUUUUAGCUUUUCAGAGCUGGAAGACCUUCUGAACGAUGCAAAGGAUAAGUACGCCAAGGCGCUGAAGCACUUUGGAGAGCAUGAGGGUAGGAUGCAGCCAGAUGAGUUUUUUGGCAUCUUUGACACCUUCCUGCAGUCCUUCACAGAAGCCAAACAAGAUCUGGAGAAUAUGAGGAAGAAGAAAGAGGAGGAGGAGCGGAGGGCACGCAUGGAAGCCAUGCUAAAAGAGCAGAGAGAAAAGGAGCGGCGGCAGAAGAAAGCAAAGGCUGGCAGCGUCUCUGAGGAGGGAGGGGGAGAGUUCGAUGAUCUUGUGUCUGCUCUGAGGUCCGGCGAGGUCUUUGACAAGGACUUAUCAAAGCUCAAGCGCAACCGCAAGCGUUCAGGGAACCAAAACUUGGAGACGAGCCGGGAACGGGCAGUGACAAAGCUCAAUUAUUAAAGGAGGAGGAAGCACAAAGGAAAGGAAAGGACAAAACAAAGACUUAUUGCCACAACAAACGAGUCAAACAAGAUGGCGGAGGCUGGCCAAUAUCUUUGCCCAGGAGACUUGUCUAUCUGGUGGCUUUGUUUACUGUUUCCAGGAUGAACGGGCCUUCCCAUCUUGCUCUCUUCCAUAGCCAUAUAAUCUGGAAUGGUUAUAAAAGUGCCUCUCUACAGCCCAAGGGAUUUGUUUGGUGGACGAGUUUGCUUCUUGACAUUUCCCCUCCCAAGUUCCCCCAGGUCCCAGUGGCGGAACACAAACCAUUGGGCCUUCUGUGCCGAUUAGUUAUGGGGAGAGAGAGAGACUAUGGUUUGCUCUGUGCCAAAGUGUACACUUAAAAAAAAAGUUCUCCAUCUAUCUGAGAAAAUUAACAAUACAUUUUCAGGUUGGUUUGCUGAACCCUCCUGCCCAUCCUAGGCAUCUGUUGUGGAGUGGUUCUACAGCGCUGCAGCUCUGCUCUUCCCCUGGAUUUACAAAAGGCCAUUGGUCGAAGCCUGAAUGAUGUUUUUCAAUCUGGAGAAAUGUUACUUAGUGGCCUAUAUCAUAUAAAGCAAAGCAAGUGAUGCUGCGUCAGCGGAAGUAGAUGGAACUGCUCAUCCGAAGAAGACAGACACAGACUGUUUGCGACACUCCUUGUUUUUUUCAGGAAGCAUGGAUAUUGAGUCUUCAAGGAUGUGCCCAGCCAUGAGAAAGAAUGAGGGAAGGAUGAACCACACUCGGAAGAGCAACCGCAAUGGGUUUCGAGCCAGUUCAGUUGUCAUUGCUGAGCAAUGUGGUAGGGAAAGGGUGGCAAAUAAGAAUGUUCACAGGUGUAAAUCUACAUCAUUUUGUUAGCACAAUAAAAAUGGUUAUUGGGACUGGCAGAGGUAGGAUAUUUUUUCCUUUUUUUAAACCCAGACAAAUGGAGUUUGUCUGAUGGUUGGAAAUGGGAAUCCUCUUUGUGUUGGCAGCCAUAACUCUACUGGGAUGAACUGGAGCUUACACUUUAACAGGCUGGCCUUCUCGGAAGCCCCAGGACUCCCAGAAAGGGCUGCACAAUUUUAAUAGUAGUAGUAGUAAAUAAUAACAACAACAACAACAACAACAACAACACACUGCAUCAGUAAAUCGCUGGGGUGUUUGAGGACUUUUCCAUCUGGAAGGGAGUAAUGGUAGACUCAAAGGUGGCUUACCCCAGUGGACUUCGAAAAGAGCACAUGUAAUUAAUCCAAAAAUAAUUAGUUGUUCCACAGUGGAAACUAUCUAACAUGCACAGCCAGAACAGCGAGAGGGAGCAUACUAAUAUCUUCCUGUUUCAUUGUACCUAUAUGGCUGUAUGGCAAUAGAAGCAUAUAGCGUUAGAGUCCGUAUUUAUCUUAAAGAGGUGAACAGGCUGCCAUCUUCCCUCAAGUGAGCAUAGGAAAAAGAGGCGAGAAAGAGCUGGGUGUUAAGCCUAGCGAUAGAUGGUCAUGCCCAUUUCUGGAAAUGAAUGUGUCAUCUGUGAGUGAGAAGUCCUUGGGACUCUUUGGGAUUCCCAAGAGGCUCAAAUUGUCACUUUACAGAGCAAUCCUAUGACCUCUUUGUGGGUGGGAGAAGCUGUGGAAGAACCACCACAUCUGGCGCUCUGCAGGUUCACUGCAGCCAGGGUGGAAAGUGAGGGGCAGCUUUCCUCCCUGUCUUUUGACCUUCCCCACCUCCAAACUGCGACCUCCGCCAUAACGCCCUGCUCUUGCCCCCACUGCCAGUGGGGAGCCAUUAUGCAAUUUCUGUGGCCACACAGUAGACCUCCGUCUCUGCUGACCCGUGGGCCUCAGCCACCCUCCCAAGAAGCAUAGGAUUGCUUCCCCCUUAUCACCUGCUUUUUGUUUGUAUCAAAGUGUUAUUUAAUUUCAAGCUUAACCUUGAGUUUGUAGAGCAGACGAUGUCUGCAUCUUGAGCACUGCCUGAUCAGUAUUCUAUGCAAACCACAUUAGAAAAUUGUAGAGGGAGGUUGUUGGUCAGAACAUCAGGAACACUAAAUCAGAUAUCUAGGAACAUGCAGAAGAGAGAGAAGCUGCCUUAUUUUAAUGUAGUGAAUUUCUGAAUUUCUCUGUUCAUGACAUUCCAGAAUCCAGCACUUCUGCUUUGACACAGACAGUGAAGAGCCGGUUAAUCUUACAAGGGCUGGAUGCAAUGUGCUCUCUUCUUUACUACUCCUCCCUGUUUUGAAGGGCCUCUCUUUUUUUGAAACAAACCCACUGCAAAUAGACCCAAGCACUUUUUUUAAAAAAGUUCUUUCUAAAAACUUUUCUUUUGGGGUGGGGGGAUUUUACAAACUCAUACUUUUGGGGGUAUUCGCCCCACCUCCAAAGUUGAUGAAAUAGACACUUUUAAAAGAAAAUGUUAUUGCUAUCUCAAGCUUCUUGCUGAGCUCUGUAGUGGAGAUGUAGUACUGUGAUAAUACUGUAUGUAUUGUGGACACAAUGUUGAGACUUAAGCUAUAUGUGCCAUAAAGGUAAAGGUAAAGGUACCCCUGACCAUUAGGUCCAGUCAUCUUGCUCUAUAGGCCGAGGGAGCCGGCGUUAGUCCGCAGACAGCUUCCGGGUCAUGUGGCCAGCAUGACUAGCCACUUCUGGCGAACCAGAGCAGUGCACGGAAACGCCGUUUAUGUGCCAUAGGGGGAGACAAAUUAGUUUAGUUUGCAGAGAAGCCCAAGAUAACACCCCCCCCCAGAAUAUAAACAUUUGUUUUCUUUCAGCACUGUCUUUCCCCACUUGCUUAGUUUCUAAAGACUUUAAGGCCUGCAGAGAGAUUAAUUACAAAGGAUAAAUCCCAAUUCACCAGCUUAGAUUCAUCUGUGACCCUCACCCUGAAUGCGAAAAAAGAGAAUAAUCUGAUCUAUGUUUCUGUUGAUGUGGUUUAGUCUUAUGCUGAUGCCAUUACCAUAACACCCAUUCUUUCUGGUUAUGCAUUGGAGGAGGGCCAGGCUGGAGCCUGCUGGUGGCUCUCUCUGUCAGUGUCCCAUUUCAGAGGGGGCACGCACCCCCUCCAUUUUGGGUGGCAAGGAAGCUUACCUGGUGACAGGCAGCAGCAGGUGGCAUGCAGCAAUCACUUAAAAAUGAAUAAAAGCACAUGCAUUAGACCUGAAUCAGCUUAAAUCCAAAGCAUUUUUCCCCUCUGAAAAAUAAGUUGCAAGUUCUUUAGUCGGGCUGCAGGACCAGUGCUCAGGGAUGAUGAGAGUUGUAGUCCAACAGCACCUGGAGACUAUAACUCCCUUUAGACUAUAAUUCCCAGCAGCUACAGCCAGUGCUGCUGGGGCUCCUGCACGUUGUAGUAUAAAACAAUGGGGAGGCACAAGUUUGGGGAAGUCAGAUCAAGAGAAUGCUUGAAAACACAAAAUCCCAGAGUGCUUUAAUGACUGCAGCUGGACUUUGCAUCUUCUCAAAUCUAGCUCUUCAACUUUUCCUAAUACUUAUGCAUCAUCACUGUUGUUUGUGGUUGACAACAAAUAGAAAACCUACAACAACAUACCGUCUUCUGUAGACUUUGGUUGCAAAGUGUGUCAAUGAUGUUAGGACUGGGCUACCCGGUAUGUGUUCCUAACCCAGGUGGGCGUGCUAAUCCAAAUACAUCGCCAGUUAACAGCGAUGGCAAUACAGUAGCAAUUCAGGUUUAGAAGUCUCCUCUGUUGGUUAGAUCCAAAUGGUUCAUCUCCUUCCAGCCAAUGGAGCAUUUCCCAGGGAAAAAGCAUUCCAAGUUUUGCAAGGGGUAAUAAAAACCAAAGUUUGAGUCCGCUCAUCCCAGAAUCUGCGGGGGUGGGGGGUGGGGGCAUGGCAAGGGCUUAAUGAGAUAUUUCUAAUUUGGAAUACGAUAUUUGCAGGUCUUUUAGAAGUAUUAUGUUUAACAAAGUGAAGGAGAGCAAAGCUAUUGUUCUGCAGAAGAGCUGUGGCUCUCCAUGCCCCCCUCAACUUCUUUGGGCAGACCUUUUUCUUUCUGUCCCCCUCCCCCAAGGUAUAGCCCAAAAGCCAUUGAAAUAGGUUUAUAUCUUAUAUGUUUCCAUGAAGGGACAGGAGAUCGGUUGUACAGUUCUGUUAUGUACAUGAUGUAUGCAGUUCUGGUUUUUUUUAAUGUUCUAAUAAUUAAAAAAUACAAUUUUAGGAAUGUUUUUAGGGGAACCCUGUAAAUGCCACACCUCUAUUUAUUUCGCCUUAUUUUAGUUUGCUAUUUUUGUGUAUACACCGCAUUGCAGCCAUGACUAUUGAGACUGCACCAGUAUAUUUGGAGCAAGCAGAGUUCCAUACUUGGCACAACUCAAGCAGGAUGGGUGAGUGGGCCGGGCUUCCAUUGAAGGAAAGAUGUCAAGCUCAGGAGGCUCUCCCUGCACCACACGUGUUGCAGAAGAAUGAGGAACAGCCUUAGCCAGUGGUCAGGGACAAAGGGAGUUGUGGUCCAAUAACAGUUGGAGGACCACAGAUUCUCCAUCUCAACAGCAAACAACCUUUUUGGGCAACCAUAACACAAAUGAAGUCCAAAGUAUAUGCCACUGCCGGCCCAGCACGCAUAGACAUUUCUCAGUGCCCUUGUGUGUUUUUGCAUCACAAAGCUGAGCUGUAGAAUGGGCAGCAGCGUUAAACAAGGGAAGCGGGUGCCUCCAGGUGUAUCUGCAAAGUCUAUGCAUCUGGUCCCCCCCCCCCAGUAGAAUGAAGAUGUGCACCUUCUGUUUUCCUUAUCUUCUAUGCAACAAUGUCCCUGGCUCAAGGGCUAGUUCCAUGAACACAGCCAGCCAGCUACAUCAAGGGCGAGGGAGCUGUGACCAUCCAGAUGUUGUUAGACUACAAUUACCAUCAUCCUUGACCCCUGGGCCAUGCUGGCUGGGGCUUAUGGAAGGCCAACAUCAUCUGGAGGGCUGCAUGUUCCCCACUACUGAAAUAUGUUAUUCUGGUUUGACUAAUCAAAACCAGUAAUAUAAGUUAGGUUGCCACCACUAUUCUAGCUCAGAAUUUUCAUUUGUAAAGGGAGGAAUUCUACCAUUUUAAGAGGUAACUAAUCUGCCUUACACCAUCUUGUAUAUCAACCUGGCAAGUGCCCCUGCCCAAAAACUGUGUGUGCUUGCAUGUUUUCAUCUUGCUCCUCUAAUGCUUUGGUGUCUCCUCAUUUGUUGGUCAGUUUAAAUGAAAUUAAAUGUACAAAACCUGUAGCAUCCUUUUUAUCUGCACCUUUUUAUAAGAAUAUAAUGUAAUACUAAAAAAAAAAUUAAAGAUAUAUUGCCCCUAUUUUAUUCCA